Molecule: messenger RNA, 2746 nt
Organism: Vitrella brassicaformis
Lineage: Eukaryota; Vitrellaceae
Source: the annotation of a GenBank genome assembly
GGAAGGGCGCGUGAGAGCCUCAUUCUUCGCCUUUUGUGCGGCGCAAGGUGCGGCGCGAUGAUUCCUUGACUUUGGUACGCCGAUUGAUGCAAGAAUUGUUGCAAGCGAGUCGGCAAGGAGAGCCAGAUAUGUGUUUUGUCUGCUGCAGAUGGGUGCGCACAGCAGCCGAGUAAGUUGCCGCUCCGCUGGCUCAUUCAGCUCAAGCAGGCGCAUCUGUGUUUUGGAGGGUCGUGAGCUGACGGGUUGUCACGGAGAGGAUCUGUGUGUGUGUCUGUGUGUGGUGGUGGUAUGCCAGGUUGGUGCAAGGUUGGUGGUAAUUCAUCCUGAUGGAUAGGGCGCCAGCGAGUCGGGCCGCGGCAGCAGCAGCAGCAGCUGGUGAUGGUGCUGGUCGUGAUGGUGUAGGUGUGAAGCGCAGGUGCCCCACCGAUGGCGGGAAAGAGAGCGAUGCGCGUGAUGGGAUACUCACGGGCAUCCAGCAGGGCCAGCGGGUCAUAGAGGCCCUCAAAGAGAUGCUCACAGACCUAGAGCAGCGAGAGGUGAAAAUGGGCGGCACGGCGGCACCAGACAAACCAUCGGUAGGGAUGCAGGGAGGGAGAACAAAGAAGGUGGGUGAAGAAGGAAGGGGUGUCACUUCUCCUUGUCUGCUGUGCAUGUGUGUGUCAGGGCGAGUUGCUGCGUGAGGUGUUGCAGUUCAACCUUAGCGGGGAGCCUUUCAGUGCCCGCCGGUCGGCCCUCUGUGCGGCCAAGGGCAGUGUGCUGGCAGUGAUGUACUGUGGCAAAUUUGACGCCGCUUUCAUCCGAGAUGAGAAGAAUCGCAUCUUCUUGAUGAUCCACGCACCAGCCUUCAAGUGGUGAGGGACUAAUUACACUGGUGUGGCACGGACGAACGGUCACGAGAUGGCUGAUGUGGUGUGUGUUCAGGUUGGUGGGUGAACUCAUCAUGUACGAGGGCGAGCAGAUCGAGACUGUGGCGCUGCCGCCGUCUAAACAGAAGGACGCACCAUACAAGUGACCACCCACUACGCAAGAAACAAGAGGGGAGGCCGACAAGGUGAGACCUCUUCUGCGUAUCGAUCGUCUGUGUCAGGUAUUGGGCUGAGUUGCUGCUGUCCGACCCAUCUGCGAAGAGGCGAGCGACCCACGACUCCGUGGCCAUACCGCCUGCACAAGAGGGCCAGCAGGGAAUGGGCGGCGAGCAGCCCAAAGACGACGCCCUCUGCCGCUCACUCGAGCUCACCAGUAUCAUCAAGAGGGCCAUGGAGGACAAGGCUGCGCAGGAGGCACGCCUCGAGGCCAUCAGACCACUGCUCAAGACGGGCAAUAGCGAGGAGGAUUCGGUACGUAAAAGGCAGAAGGGGAGUGGGGAGAAGGAGGGAGAAGCCGUCAAUCUUGUGCUCUGCGGUGUCAGUUGGUGUCGAUUGAGGUGUCUGGAGCCACAGUGACGGUGACGAAAGCCGUCGCCACUUCGCUGGGUGACGACUCAACAUUUGCAAAUCGGUUCCUCAAGUAUGCCAGCACAGCACACCGACCUACCGGCCAAACACACACAGUUGCAUGUGUCUCAGGUAUGACCCGCUGACUGUCGAGGUGCCCAUCGAGUAUGUGCAGCGGGUGGUGGACAUAGUGGCGCGUGCACAGAUAAAGGGGGCGGCCCCCACGGCGCUGGACGUGCAUGGGGCGCAGGGGGAGCUGGCCCCCAAAGCAUACCGACACGCACUCACCAUGUAAGGGCGGUGUGUGUGUCUGGCAGACAAGGCUUCAAAGCCUCUUCUAUCUGGUGUCUGCGCCAGGUAUGGAUUGGCUGCUGAUCGCUUUUUGGGCCCCGCUGACGCACUCCUGACCACCGACCACCUGCAGCAGAUGCGCGACUGGACGCCACGCUUUGCAAACCGUCCCAACAUCCCUCCGUGUGUGGGCGAGCCGGUCAUGCGCAUAUACAAGUGAGAAGGGCAGGCCAGACAGCUCCCCAGCAUCCUGCCCAUGUGUCUUGAUGUGUGCGUCAUGGCAGGGCGACUGUGGAUGGCUGGAGGUGGUUGGAUUUCUUCGAUGCCGUCAAGGGCCACUCCCCCCUGCUGCUCAUCUUCCGUGUGGCCGACGGCAAUGAGCUCUUCGCCAGCCUCAUCAAGGGGCCCAUCGAGGUCACCGGGGCGGCCGAGACGAACGCAACACGAUGGCCUUCAGCUUGAAGCUGCAGGGGACAGACAGCCACACAUACGUGGGCUACAUCGGCCGCACCAGAAAGAUGUGCGUCGCGGGCACACAGGUGGGUACUCAUUUGAACGAGCAAGGCAGCCAGUCAUGGUGACAGUCUCUUGUCCAUCCAUGUGUGCAGGAGAAAGUCACCAACCUCCUCGAUUUCUCUUCGCCUGCCUCCAGCCUGACUGCUGUCCUCUCGAUGGCAUGCUCCAGCUUUGGCGUCCGUCCGGCCGCCCAGCAGAUAUCGAUCGGCGCACCAGCAGCGGCCAGCGAUGAAAUGAUGAAGCGCUGCCAGGGGAGCAUGCUGGAGGAGACUCAGCCCGACGAGUGGCGGCAGUGGCAGUGCAGCGGCCGAUCGUCAGGCCGAGCGACUACGGUUAUGACGAUGGUGACAAAGUGUACCUGCCUGUGUCAGUGAAGGGAUGGCACUUUGACAUUGCUGAGCUCGAGGCGUACAAGCUGGCAUGAAGGCGGGCUGGCAAGCGUGUCGCAGAGAUGGAGGCCGUAGCAUGACGAUACCCAUUGCGCCGACCGUGCUAAUUGACAACUG